Molecule: messenger RNA, 444 nt
Organism: Protobothrops mucrosquamatus (brown spotted pit viper)
Lineage: Eukaryota; Metazoa; Chordata; Lepidosauria; Squamata; Viperidae
Product: 40S ribosomal protein S7-like
Exons: 5
Coding region: 85-444 (119 amino acids)
Biological process (GO): translation; rRNA processing; ribosomal small subunit biogenesis
Cellular component (GO): cytosolic small ribosomal subunit; small-subunit processome; ribosome
Molecular function (GO): structural constituent of ribosome
Source: RefSeq, a predicted model, not a curated record
GUCAAGCCUCCCCACACCGGGGGAUGAGCGGUGUUCUCGCGAGAACUCUUCCUUUUUCUAGGCCGGCGCUGAAAGUGAAAGGCCAUGUUCAGUUCGAGCGCAAAGAUUGUGAAGCCCAAUGGCGAAAAGCCAGAUGAAUUUGAAUCUGGCAUCUCCCAGGCUCUCUUGGAGUUGGAGAUGAAUUCUGACUUAAAGGCUCAACUGAGAGAACUGAAUAUCACAGCAGCAAAGGAGAUUGAAGUGGGUGGUGGUAGAAAAGCAAUCAUCAUUUUUGUACCAGUCCCCCAGCUGAAAUCUUUUCAGAAGAUUCAGGUGCGGCUAGUUCGUGAGCUGGAGAAAAAAUUCAGUGGAAAACAUGUGGUCUUCAUUGCCCAGAGAAGAAUUUUACCCAAGCCAACAAGAAAAAGCCGCACAAAAAACAAGCAGAAGCGUCCCAGGAGGUAA